AUGGAAGUGAGAGCUUACACCAGAGUGGGGGAUGGUGUUUCAAGCAGACCUGUCUUCUGUAGAACACAGGAGGAUGUCCCUGAUAAGCCUGAAGACAUUAAAGCACUGGCUGCUAAUGCAAAAACAUUGCUGAUUUCUUGGAAAAAGCCAAAAUCUCCAAAUGGAAUAAUAAAAAGAUACAAUUUGUACAUGAGGUCCCUGGAUGGUGCACAUCUGUUGAAAGAAGAAUAUGAAAUACCUCCAAGCCAGACACACUACUUUGUGUCACAUCUUGUUCCACAUCAUCGAUAUGAAUUCUGGGUGACUGCAGCCACAAUGGUUGGGGAGAGCCAACCCAGUCUGCAUGUGAUACAGGCACCAUCAGAGCAAGUGCCAGCAAAGAUUGCCUCAUUUGGUGACCAUGUGGUGGGUGCCAGAGGGGAAGAACUUGCCCUGCCAUGUCUCACUGUUGGGCUUCCUCAGCCUACAAUAAUAUGGAGGAAGGGGGGGAAAAAUAUCCAGGAAAAUGGUCAGAUUCGCAUCAACACAGAAUGGACUCUUCACAUGAUGUCACUACAAACAACAGAUGCAGGAAAUUAUUCUUGUAGAGUAGAAAACGUACUGGGGACUGAUGAAAUAACAUACAUUGUCACAGUGAAAACCCCACUCGCUCCAGUUGAUUUUAAAGUGUCUUCUGCUACGGAAACCAGCAUGUUACUCCAGUGGACAACACCCAGCAAUAGUAUAUAUGUGCCUGAAGGUUAUAGCUUACAUUUCAAACGAGAAUUUGGUGAAUGGGAAAAAAUGAUCCUGCAUGCUGAAGACAACCACUUUAAUCUAGAGAACCUCCAGUGUGGCUCCAAGUAUCAGCUUUAUAUUCAGGCUUUCAAUCAAGCUGGACACAGCAACCCCACAGAUACUCUGUUUGCUUACACACAAGGAAAAGCUCCAGUUGCUCCAAACAAAGAUGAGUUUUUGGUAAUCAAUUCUACUUUUAUACAUCUGAAUGUAAGGACAUGGGACACUGGAGGAUGUCCCAUAACAACACUGGUAGUAGAAUAUAAACUGAAAUCUGACAAGAAAUGGACACUCGUCACGAAUAAUUUGAAGUACACAGAAGAGAAAUUUUCUAUCCUUGAUCUUAAUCCUGAGACAGAGUAUCAGCUGCGAAUUACUGCACACAAUAGUGCAGGCUCAACUGUAUCCCUGUAUGAUUUCAUAACAUCUUUCAGUGCCGGAGAAAUUGUUCAGCCAGAGCUCAUUCGACAUAGAGGUUAUAGGAAUAAGAAUUUCUAUAAAGAACUUGGCGCCAUAAUUCCCAUCACUGUUGUGGCAUUAACUGGGAUUAUUUGUGGAAUAGGAAUGUUACUGUAUUUUAGACGAAGGAAACAGAAUAACACAGGUGUCAAAUGUGAAGGCAUGAAUGUUCAUGAUACAAAUGCCACACCUGAAAACAAAGGAGAUUACUUGAGUAGCGAGAUCCCACUGGACCAGAAGUCUGGACACUCUUCUGUGAUGCCAGAGAUAACUGCAAAAGUCAACCCAUAUGCCACAUUUAGACUAACAGAUGAAGAGAAAAUGGAUUCCUUGAUACCUGAUUAUGAAAGCUGCAGUGAAUACAUGAAGAUAAAAAAGAAAGUGGAGAGUGAAGCUGAGGAUGUUGACUGGAUACCACUGCACAGUCUUUAUCAGGCUCACAGAUACUGAGUCUCAAACAUUCACAAAUGACAUGAAAUGUUGAGAUGAAAGCUGUUUAAAGACAGGAAACUAAGUGCCUUAUUCUCAUAACUGUUAUGCUGAAGCAUUGAUGUGCAACAGAUAUUUGCAUGUUUUGAAAUACAGAAAUCAUUGACAUGUACUGCUGAUCAAUAUAUUCAUUGUUUACCUUACU
Molecule: messenger RNA, 1870 nt
Organism: Schistocerca nitens (vagrant locust)
Lineage: Eukaryota; Metazoa; Arthropoda; Insecta; Orthoptera; Acrididae
Product: Down syndrome cell adhesion molecule-like protein Dscam2
Exons: 10
Coding region: 1-1686 (561 amino acids)
Biological process (GO): cell-cell adhesion; brain development
Molecular function (GO): cell-cell adhesion mediator activity
Source: RefSeq, a predicted model, not a curated record